Molecule: messenger RNA, 4005 nt
Organism: Linum trigynum
Lineage: Eukaryota; Viridiplantae; Streptophyta; Magnoliopsida; Malpighiales; Linaceae
Source: the annotation of a GenBank genome assembly
GCAAAAUAAGUUGUUUUUGCGAUUUGUGGUUAAGCAAUAACUGCGCGGUUUCGAUGCGGUUUCCGUUUUCCCAGCCCGCGAUAAAGAGAAAGUCUUGCCAAUCAUUUGUGUAUUGGGGUUAAAUAGAUUGGGCCUGACGAAUGUGGAUUUUAUGCUUGUGUCUUGGAUCUCGAUACCCAUUAUUUAUCCCACCAUUAUGAAAAGAAAAGCCCAAUUGUUCUACCGAAAAAAAAAAAGCCCAAUUGUGUAUUGCUUGCACACGUCAGACUUUUUCUUAUAAUAGUCACACGCGUUGAACGAGUCAAACUUAACCGCGUAAAUUUUUAGACAAAUUGGGGGAACCGACUCCGGCGUAUAUUUUCUGCUAACCGCCUCUUUCCAACGGUAAUAAUUUGCCGACCGACUCGCCGUGAUGGUCCCUCUAUAAAUUACUUAGAAUGCUUUCCCGGCAUUUUUCUCUAUGACAAAGACGAGAAGCGUCCGAGCCUAGGGUUUCGCCGUUCCUGUAGAGUUAGGGUUCUGGUUGCCGGCGAUGUCGCUAUCUGUCUAUUGUUGUUGGCUUUGUUAGGGUUCGGUGAUGGGGUGACGCUUCCCUCUCUCUGUCUGUGACUCCGGUGCGAUGGAUGUCACCGGCGAACGUCCCUUCCUGGAUGUUCGAGGUUUUCCGGUGGUUAAUUGGUAAAGGUUUUAUCAUCUUGUCCCUUACGCCUCCCCAUCUUUGUUUAUUUUGCUUGCGUCUUGUGGGUUUAGUUUCUAAACGUUUCCUUCUUGGUCGAAGGGCUAGUUCCCUUAUUUGUCCUGUGAUGUCUGUUAAACUUGAUGAAAUAGGCUCAGUGGGUUGAAAAGGGUCAUAAUCGCUCUCACUUUGUUGAUUCAUGAGGGUAACUUUGCCAGUUCUUUGAUGCAAAAUAUUAGCUGCUAUGUUUUUGUCCCCGAAUUCCAAGUUUUGGGUGAUCGAAGUUGGUUCCAGAAUCACAAGUUGGUUUGUUGCCCAUGAGCAAUGCCAAUAUUAGCCGGGCCUAGGAUCGAACAGUGAUGUUGUCUUGUUAGUUCUCUGAUUUUUGUCUUUUAUUUGCCAAAAAUUGCUCUUUAUAGCUUAUCGGUUGACUGAAAGUCCAUUAAGCAAGCACUUGAAAGGGAGUUACAGAGGAGAACCAUGUACUGAGUUGCAAUUAUUUGACUCUAUUAACAAUCUGAUUUGCUGCCUGAACUGGUCGCUCUUCUGCAUCUAUUAACAGACUGAGUUGUAAUUAUCUGCCUGAGCAUUAGCAUGAGUUCUGUUUCACAUUCUCUUUGCUGCCAUUCAGUAAGCCAGUAUAGGAAGCUUGUGAAGUGAAAGAUUGCAAGUCCUCGUUUCCUUUAUGUCAAGUUCAUUUGAAUGUUGCGACCUGUAUAUUUGGAUUAAUACAUUUUGCUUAUGAAACAUUUGUUGGUUGCUUUCACCACUUAAGUGCUUAAUGAAGUCGUAAUAAUCCUGCUAGAUUUGUCUGAGUUUAUGGAAGGCAUCGUUGUUAAGUGGUUGUUGGCAGAUGCAAAACAUAUUACUAAUAAUGUGAGCUUGCAUUAACACGAGCUUAUUUCAUUUCUAAGGCCCUAGAAGGGAAUUAUCUUGUCAUAAUUUUCCUUCUGCCUUAAUUAAACACCGGCUGUGGCGAUUCUACAAACUGAUAAUUACAAGGUCCUUGAUGGGAAUUAUACCUAGUCAUGGUUGCCCUUUUGUCUCAAGUAAAAUUAGUGCCGGUGGUUCUCUUCAUUGUAUAUUACAAGGUCCUAGAUUGGAAUUAUGCAUAGUCAUGGUUGCCCAUCUGCCUUGUGUAAAGAUUAUUGUGGGGAUUCUCAAAGUGCAUUACAAUGUCCUAGAAGGAAUCAUGCUCAGUCAUGGUUGCCCUUCUGCAUUGAGUAAAGAUUGGUUGUGGCGGUUCUCCGAACUGAAAAGUACAAGGUCGAAGAAGGGAAUUAUGCAUAGUCAUGGUUGCCCUUCUGCCUUGAGUGAGAUUGCUUAUAGCGACUUUCGAAGUGAAUUACAAUGUCCUAGAAAGGAAUGUGCUUAUCAAUAGUUGCCCUUUUGCAUUGAGUAAAGAUUGGUUGUGGCGGUUCUCCGAACUGAAAAGUACAAGGUCGAAGAAGGGAAUUAUGCAUAGUCAUGGUUGCCCUUCUGCCUUGAGUGAGAUUGCUUAUAGCGACUUUCGAAGUGAAUUACAAUGUCCUAGAAAGGAAUGUGCUUAUCAAUAGUUGCCCUUUUGCAUUGAGUAAAGAUUGGUUGUGGCGGUUCUCCGAACUGAAAAGUACAAGGUCGAAGAAGGGAAUUAUGCAUAGUCAUGGUUGCCCUUCUGCCUUGAGUGAGAUUGCUUAUAGCGACUUUCGAAGUGAAUUACAAUGUCCUAGAAAGGAAUGUGCUUAUCAAUAGUUGCCCUUUUCCAUUGACUAAAGAUUGGUUGUUGGUGGUUCUCUAAAUUGAAAAUGACAAGGUCCUGGUUGGGAUCAUGAGUAGGGAGGAGUUUCAUUUUUCUGAUAACAUGCAUUAUACUAUAGAUUCUGAUAAUGGUUGGAUUUAGACGGUAUAAACUUGCGAGCCUGCUGGAUAGAGAUUUUGAUGCUGGUGUUGUGUGGGGUUCUGCUCACUUGUCUUUUGCAAUGGUGUCUAUUAACCAGAAAGCUUUGUUUCAUGUUAGUACAUCGUAUCAGAUAAUCAUAGUCUCAAUUCUGUCUGUUUAGUUUAAUCAUCAUAAUAUUGCGGCCAUCCUGAUUCAGUUGGAGAUUUGGAAGGGAACUUAUUCUGGUAUGAAAUCUGUUGCCAAAUCUGGAAAGUACAUAUGGGUUUACUGUGUCACUUGUAUCGGUUGUGAAAGGCAAGGGCAUCGGGUUGGUAUAGUUCAAUUUUAUAUGGUUAAUAGGCUGCUUCCUAGUCUUGCAGGAUACCUACGAGUUGCAAGAUGCAUUGAUCUUACCUUAGAGAUUUUGGGUGCAAGUAUGACAUGUUCACUGUAAUACAUGCAGGGGAAAGCUGCAGAUGUUGAGCCUCUAAACCUUAUAAUGGAACUGGUGUAAGCAAGAGAGUUUGGUUGUAUAAUUGAAUCCAAUGUGGUUACAGUAUCUUGUUCUUCUUCUGCCUCUAUAUUCUUGUAUUCUUGCUUCCUUUAGUUGCCCUUUCCAUGGACAUGUUGGUUUGUUGCAGUUCAGAGAAUUUGAUUGAAAUAACUCUCCUACGAGUAGUUGUCGUGCUAUAUGUUUAAUGGACUAAUUCGUGGUAGUUCUUAGGGGAUCUUUGUAUCGCAAUACAGGAGCAAAAAAAGUGUAUGUCAUCAGUUGGUUAUAUCUUUGCUCUGCAGUGGUUUUCAAUGUGAGAACUAGAAAUACUUGUAGAAACAAUUCAGAUUAAAAAUCAUCAAGUCUGGGGAUUCUGAGGUUGAUGGAAUGCAAAUUCCUAUCGUAAUUUGGUGCCAAGUCCGGAUAUUGAAAAUGGGCUCAUAAUCUCUCUCACUUUGUUGCUUCAUGAGAGUAACUGUUGACAGUUCUUCAAUACAAAGUUUUGGCUGCUAUGUUCUUGUCCGAUAUCCAAGUUUUGGGUGAUUGACAGUUGGUUCCAGAAUCGCAAGUUGGUUUGUUGCGCAUAACAAUGCUAAUUUUAGUGGGUCCUAGGAUCGAAUUGUGAUACUGCCUUGUUAGUUUUCUAAUUUUUGUCCGACCAACAGUAUUUUUAUAGCUUAUCGGUUGUCUGAAAAUCCAUAAACCAUUUCCAUUGGUCUCUCUUCUGCGUCUAUUAAUUAUCUGAGUCAAUUAUCUGCCUGAACAUUAGUAUGAGCUCAGUUUCACAUACUAUUUGCUACCAUUCACUGAGCCAGUAUUGGAAGCUUUGUCAAGUUAAAACAUUGCAAGUCCUUGUUUCUCUUAUGUCAAGUUCAUUUGGGGAGAUAUUUUAUGUUGCUACCUGUAUGUUUGGAUUAAUUUGUAACAUUUGUUGGUUGCUUUCUGCACUUCAGUGCUUAAUGAAGUUAAAAUACCGAG